Messenger RNA from Styela clava, 738 nucleotides. RefSeq lists its product as uncharacterized. NCBI's taxonomy places the organism in Eukaryota, Metazoa, Chordata, Ascidiacea, Stolidobranchia, Styelidae. The record is from RefSeq and is a predicted model, not a curated record.
GGUAAUAAUCAUUGUUAUUAGUUGUUGGGGUUUAUCAUGAACCAGAGCAAAAUUAGUAUUUAUAUAUGUGGUGCUCACUGUUCUGGGAAAACUACAUUGCAACAAAGUUUGCAAAAACAUCCAGAAUUUAAGCGUUUUCAUUUCAAAACCCAAGAUGAAAUUGCCAGGGCUCUGAUGAAAAGAAAGGGAUAUACAAAGGAAGACUUGAAAAACAAACAUCUAUACUUCAAAUUUGAGCACGAUUUAUUGUAUCUUCAAACGACAGCAGAACACAAUGAGAUUUCAGAGUGCAAUGGUGAAUAUCGUCGCUUUUUGUGGGACCGAGGUGUAAUAGAUCCGAUUGUAUAUAUGAAAGAAAUAAUUGGCGAAGAUGAAGCUACAAAAUGUAUGGAACUUCAAUCUGUGACUGAAGCGUUAAAGAGAUGGAAAUGUGGAAAAAACGUUCUGAUUAUUGUGACCAAACCUGAUAGAACAUUUUUGGAGGAAGAUGAUAUCAGGAUGGAUGGUGAUUUUGAAAGCAUCAUGAACAUUCAUGAAUCGACAAUAAAUCUAUUAAAUGACAUUGGUAUUAGUCAUAAAGUAAUCAACGAACUAGACCUGGAAAAACGGACUCAAAUCGUUGUGAAUGAGGUUAAAGGAAAAUGGCCUGAAUUUUUCUUGUAAUAAUGAUUGUGAAAGUUUUUAUGUCUCUACUGUGAUUUCGAAAUAAAAAAACUAACUAUGCUUUAUAUAUUGGUG